Messenger RNA from Carya illinoinensis, 1848 nucleotides. RefSeq lists its product as uncharacterized. The coding region runs from base 486 to 1499 and encodes 337 amino acids. The transcript is spliced from 4 exons. NCBI's taxonomy places the organism in Eukaryota, Viridiplantae, Streptophyta, Magnoliopsida, Fagales, Juglandaceae. The record is from RefSeq and is a predicted model, not a curated record.
UGUCCACGUCAGGUCAUUCCUUAAGUAUGUAGCCCCUAUAAUCCUCUCAAGCGUUCCUAAAAAUUCGCCUCUCGGUCUCUCUCUCUCGCUUAGGGUUCCUUACCGAAUCGAAUCGAAUCUGUAUCAGGAAGUGUUUGUUCCUAGAGAAUCCGAGAAGCUUUAGUUCUUCCAUCGGCUUCUCGGGCUUCUGGAUGGUAGUUUCAUCCUGUUGGACACAAUUUAACGGGUACAUUUAGUCGCCUGUGAACUUUUAAGUUUUCAGAAAUAUCAAUAUUAACAAACGAAGGUGGGGGGCACUGAAGGAAGACUUCAAAUCUAUUACCCCAAGAUUUCCCAAAUGUCAAUAUGGUAACCAACCUUAAGGAGAAGGUCCAGGAGGAUGCCAGUGAUGGCAAUGAUGUAGCUGAGGAUGUGGAUUUAGGCGGAGUUUUCUUUACUUCUGCUACUUUUUGGAGGUGCCUGACUUCUUCUCAAGAUUUUUCAACAUGCCAAAGGAGAGGAGAGACCGUUCAAUGUCUCGUGAUGUGUACAGGGCAUCUCCGUUUUCAUGCAGUUCUAGUUGUGCUAGACGAUCUUCACCAAGAAUUCCUUUAGAAACGAAGGAAAACUUAAAGGAAUGGGAAGAAGCUAGGUGCCCUGUCUGCAUGGAACAUCCUCACAAUGCAGUUCUGCUAAUCUGCUCAUCACGUGAGAAGGGAUGCCGACCAUACAUGUGUGAUACUAGCUACCGCCACUCAAACUGUCUUGAUCAGUUCCGAAAGUCAUUUUUAGAAACCUCGUCAACAAUGACAGGACCUGAUGACACUCAACUUACUGCCCGCUUGUCUCCUAAUGAAACAUCAGAAUUAACAGUUACUGAGGUGCAAGAAGAAAGAAGUGAGGAAGUGCACCCCCCUUUGCAUCCCAUCUCUUGUGAGAAUCAGGAGCAACCAAAGUUAGUGUGCCCCCUAUGUCGUGGACAGAUACAAGAAUGGAUUGUUGUUGAGCCUGCUCGUCGUUUCAUGAAUGCGAAAUUAAGGAGCUGCUCCUGUGAGACAUGUACUUUCACUGGCACCUAUACAGAUCUCAGGAAGCAUGCUAGGCUUGAGCACCCCCUUGUGCGCCCAUCAGAGGCUGACCCAGAGCGUCAGCGUAAUUGGAGGAGGUUGGAGCGACAGAGGGACCUUGGAGACUUGCUCAGCACACUUCAAUCUUCAUUUGGAGAGGAGAGGGGUGAUGACAACAUUUUGCCCAUUGAUGAUGGGGGUUGGCUGACUGUAUUCUUUCUUAUUCGGGUUUUUCGACCUGGGUCUAGUCCAAGAAGCGGCAGCUGGUCUGGUACCUCGAGAACCAGAGCACAAAUGAGCAUUAGAAGGAGAUCUAGUAGACUUUGGGGGGAGAGCUAUGAUGGAGAAACUGGAUCUUCUUCCCGAGACGAGGACAAUGACUCAUCUGAUGGUGGCUCAGUUCCUUGGAGGCGCCGAUUGUGGCGGAGGACAACUCCAGAUGAGGAGCCAUAAUUGCAGAACUUUGUGGGCACUGUUUCAUUGUUUUUGUUUCAAGGUGGACAGAAGGGAAGAAGAGUUGGAUGCAUCGGAGUUCUGUUCCACUGGACGUGGGACAGUUUUGUUGAUUAAAGUUGCUGGAAUGUUACUAAAAGAAAUUGUAAUCUAUAGAAAAGCUUUUAAUUGAAUCACAUUUCUUUCCCUAGAAUCUUUCCUUCAUUUUGCCUUUUGCUGCAAUUAUAUCAAAGUCUCUUUGAACAAUGAAGCUUGUAAUAAAUAUUUUCAUUCUUGGCAGUACUUGGGCUGCUGCCAAGUUCCCUUCUUGGCUGUAGCCAAGGUCCUAUUAUCCAUCCAUGUUCAUAAA